CACCCACUGCUGUCAAGUGGCUCAACAAGUUCAAAUCCAGUACUUAUAAGUUAUAUCACUUCCUUGCUCAACACCUAACCUCAUUAUUACCCAAAUAUGGCCAUGCAUUUCACUACCAUUGCCGCAUUAUUGCUCACAUUCUCCUCACUAAAUCUCGUCACACUACAAGAAAAACGGUCAUUUCCGACGGAUACUAAAAGCCUAGAAUCCUCGCAAUCUCUGCAUAUCCGAGCAGCUAGCGCAGCUUGUGAUGGCACAUUAUACUCUCAACUUUGCGUCUCAACUCUCUCCACAUUCCCCAACCUUCGCAAGAAAACCCUGCCGCAGAUCAUCUCCGCCGCGGUCAACCAGACCGUCGUCCAAGUCAAGGCCACCGCCUCCAACUCCUCCACCAUCCGUCGCAAAAUCCCCCACUUGGACGCCCGCGACAAGCGCGCACUCCAAGACUGCGUUGAGCUACUCAACAACACCGUCACCGAACUCAACGCAGCCGUCUCUGAUCUCUCCUCCAACAAAUCUUCUUCCAAGCACUACUACGACUUGCAAACGCUCCUCAGCGGCGCAAUGACGAAUCAGUACACGUGUCUCGACGGUUUCGCUUAUAGUGACUCGAAUGUUCGUAGCUACAUCGAGGAUUCGAUAACGGAAAUCUCGCGCCAUGUCAGCAAUUCACUGGCGAUGGUGACGAAGAUCAAGGAAGCUUCGAGAAACGAAGUGUUUCCGGGGUAUGGGAGAGUGGAGGGAGGCCAUCCGAUGUGGCUUUCGAGAGAGGAUAAGGCGAUGGUGGAUGCAACUACGGAGGUUAAAUAUGAUCUAGUGGUUGCGAAAGAUGGGAGUGGGAAUUUUACGACGAUCGGGGAGGCGGUGGCCGCGGCCCCCGAUCGUAGUACUAAAAGGUUUGUGAUACAUGUGAAAGCAGGGGCUUAUUAUGAGUAUGUUGAGGUGGAGAGUAAGAAGACGAUGUUGAUGUUGGUUGGAGAUGGGAUUGGGAAGACACUCGUCAAGGGUAAUCGGAGUGUUGUUGAUGGCUGGACCACGUUUCGAUCUGCUACGGUUGCUGUAGUGGGAAAUGGAUUCAUAGCCAAAGGAAUCACAUUCGAAAACUAUGCUGGACCAAGCAAACACCAAGCAGUGGCGCUACGAAGCGGAUCAGAUCUCUCAGCAUUUUACCAAUGCAGCUUCGUAGGCUACCAAGACACCCUCUACGUCCACUCCCUACGACAAUUUUAUCGCGAAUGUGACGUGUAUGGCACCGUCGAUUUCAUAUUUGGCAACGCGGCUGUCGUGUUCCAGAACUGCGCUCUCUAUGCUCGUAAACCAAAUGAGAAUCAGAAAAACAUUUUCACGGCACAAGGAAGGGAAGACCCUAACCAGAACACUGGAAUUUCAAUCAUCAACUCGAAACUUGCUGCCGCUGUUGAUUUAAUUCCCGUGCAAUCUUCGUUCAAAUCGUAUAUUGGACGUCCCUGGAAAUUAAAUUCCAGAACAAUUAUUAUUCGGUCGAACAUAGGUGAUUUAAUUGAGCCUGCGGGGUGGUUAGAAUGGGACGGGGAUUUUGCAUUGUCUACUCUGUACUACGGGGAGUAUUCGAACCGAGGUCCGGGUUCGAAUACAAGUAGCAGAGUGACAUGGCCUGGUUACAGAGUCAUCACAAAUGCAACUGAGGCUAGCCAAUUUAGCGUUGGAAAUUUUAUACAAGGUGGAGAGUGGCUAAAUUCUACUAGUGUUCCGUUCUUUCUUGGUUUGAGCUGAUUGUUAAUGCCUCAUUUGUAUUGACUUCACUUGUUGUAGUCCCAGUUCAGUAGUUCAGCCAAGACCAAGUAAUAAGAAUAAUAUCCGGGGUCUGGGACACCUUUACAGUAUUUACAUAUCUCAACUAUAU
Daucus carota subsp. sativus is the source of this 1882-nucleotide messenger RNA. Its product is annotated as pectinesterase. NCBI's taxonomy places the organism in Eukaryota, Viridiplantae, Streptophyta, Magnoliopsida, Apiales, Apiaceae. The transcript has 3 exons. Gene Ontology annotation, molecular function: pectinesterase inhibitor activity; pectinesterase activity. Gene Ontology annotation, biological process: cell wall modification. The coding region runs from base 97 to 1752 and encodes 551 amino acids. The record is from RefSeq and is a predicted model, not a curated record.